CCGCGGCCACCGCGCUGGGCUGGACUUCGCCGGGCGCCGCGCUCAGGCUGGGCGCUGCGGGACUGUCGCUGCCAUGUCCCUGCCCAAAGAUUCCAAAGGAUCGUUGGAGCCACACAAACCAGUGAAAGGCAAGAAGAAGAGGGACCUGAGGAUAACAUGUGUCCCCAUCAAGCCACCUGUUGCCAACACCACGCCUCCAAGGAACUUGGACUCCAGAACUUUCAUUACCAUUGGAGAUAAAAACUUUGAGGUGGAAGCUGAUGACCUGGUGACGAUUUCGGAGCUGGGCCGCGGAGCCUACGGGGUGGUGGAGAAGGUCCGGCACGCGCAGAGCGGCACCAUCAUGGCCGUCAAGCGGAUCCGAGCCACGGUGAACACUCAGGAGCAGAAGAGGCUGUUGAUGGACUUGGACAUCUCCAUGAGGACAGUUGACUGCUUCUACACUGUUACCUUCUAUGGAGCCCUCUUCCGUGAGGGUGAUGUGUGGAUCUGCAUGGAGCUCAUGGACACCUCCCUAGAUAAAUUCUACAAGAAAGUGCUGGAGAAGAAGAAAACCAUCCCUGAAGACAUUUUGGGGAAGAUGGCUGUGUCUAUUGUACGAGCUCUGGAGCAUCUGCACAGUAAACUUUCUGUAAUCCACAGAGAUGUGAAACCUUCCAACGUGCUGAUCAACAAGGAGGGCCACGUCAAAAUGUGUGACUUUGGGAUCAGCGGCUACUUGGUGGACUCGGUGGCAAAGACCAUGGAUGCUGGCUGCAAACCUUACAUGGCUCCAGAAAGAAUAAACCCUGAGCUGAACCAGAAGGGCUACAACGUGAAGUCGGAUGUCUGGAGCCUGGGGAUCACAAUGAUCGAGUUGGCCAUCCUCCGCUUCCCCUACGAGUCCUGGGGGACCCCUUUCCAACAGCUCAAGCAGGUGGUGGAGGAGCCCUCGCCCCAGCUGCCCACUGACCGCUUCUCCAAGGAGUUUGUGGACUUCACAGCACAGUGCUUAAGGAAGAACCCUGCUGAGCGAAUGAACUAUUUAGAACUUAUGGAACACCCUUUCUUUACCUUGCAUGACACCAAAGAGACUGACAUGGCCUCCUUCGUGACAGAGAUCCUGGGGGAAGACUCCUAACUCGAAGCUCAGCUUUGUGCAGUCCCCUCCAGCCUGGCUUCCCCGCAGAGGAGCAACUGAGGACUCUGAUGGUGGUUUGCACAAAUCGCACUUCCCCGACCUGUGGGCAUCUCUGGCCCCAUCUGGCCUCUCAGUCUCUUUUCUCUUUGCCCCAUAAACAAAAUCCCCCAGGAUGAGUCUUCUGGAGCCAACACCUUCCCAGCUAAGCCACGGAGAUGGAAGGUUCAGGAGUUCCCUGCUGACAUCAUCGUAUUUGUCCCGGGGAGAGGACCAUGCCUGUGGGGCCAGGGCAGAGGGUGCCAGAGGGCAUCUCCCCUCCCCAGCAGCCUGGUGCACAGGGCAGGAAGGUUUUGUUUCUGUGCUUGCCUGGGGAAGGCAGAGAGAAAAAUUGCUGCUGUGCUUGCCCAGCUCUUCUCCCCUCCCUUCCCUGGAGCUGGGUCUCAUUUGCCUUCCCUUUGUGCCCAGCUCUCUGCCCCCAGGAACAACUUCUUAGGGGGCAAUGGGGCUCCCUGGGCACGCUGCUGUUCGCACCAGAGGCUGUUUAAUGCCUGGCUCGACAUCUGAAUGACCCUUUGAGGCAGCACCAGACUGGGUGUCCUCCUCCCCACCUCAGUGCACUGCUUCCAUGGAGGGGGGAGAAAAAAGCAUUUGUCAAUGAACCCACCUCGAUGUCAGCAUCAACCCACAUUCUCCCCGUGCCUGCCCGCAGGACUUCACCAGCACACCAUGCUCCCUUCCCCACGUGGGCACAAAGUGAUGGAGGGACAAGCAGGUCCCCAGACACUGCCUGCCUCUCCUCCAGCCCCUGGCUGGGAGGACACAUCCCCAUCUCCGGGCACCUAACGCCUUUGACAGCCUCUGCCUCCCAGAGGAGACUUUGCUCCAUCUCCCUUCCAACCCGGAGCUCACGUUAAGACCUCGCACUGUGACACCUGCUCAGCUUCGGAGGCCCUUCGCGUCCUUUGAAGCCACCAAGGUGUCAGCUGAGCUUGAAAGCCCGGGG
This is a messenger RNA of Dryobates pubescens (Downy woodpecker), 2123 nucleotides long. It is a transcript of the gene MAP2K3, whose product is annotated as mitogen-activated protein kinase kinase 3. The record is from RefSeq and is a predicted model, not a curated record. Lineage: Eukaryota; Metazoa; Chordata; Aves; Piciformes; Picidae. Bases 74 to 1120 code for a protein of 348 amino acids. The transcript has 13 exons. Gene Ontology annotation, molecular function: ATP binding; MAP kinase kinase activity. Gene Ontology annotation, biological process: MAPK cascade; protein phosphorylation.